AUGGCAUCACGCCAUUUUCACUUUCUAUAUAUCAUGUUCAUUCUAUUCCUUUUUCGUGCUCCAUCUGCAAAUACUAUUUCCUUCAAUUUCACUAGCUUUGAUCCUGGAGCCAGCAACAUUGUCUAUGAGGGUGAUGCAAAACCUAUAAGCGGAGUCAUUGAACUCAAUGAAGUAGAUCGUCAGAGUUGUGUUGGUCGUGCCUCUUACGCGUACCCAGUGCCUAUCUGGGAAUCUUCAACAGGUUUACUCACAAACUUCACAACCCGCUUCUCCUUCACCAUCAACCGGGUUCUUCAUCACAGUCCUGGCAGUGGACUUGCCUUCUUCCUUGCUUCUGUUAAUUAUCCGCUUCCCCCCAACUCUGCCGGAGGAUGUUUUGGAUUAUAUAGCAAUAACGGAACAAGAACUUACUCACAAUAUACACUUGUCACAGUUGAAUUCGAUUCCUAA
This is a messenger RNA of Pistacia vera, 450 nucleotides long. Its product is annotated as agglutinin-2-like. Lineage: Eukaryota; Viridiplantae; Streptophyta; Magnoliopsida; Sapindales; Anacardiaceae. The transcript has a single exon. Gene Ontology annotation, molecular function: carbohydrate binding. Bases 1 to 450 code for a protein of 149 amino acids. The record is from RefSeq and is a predicted model, not a curated record.